AUGGCUGAGGAACAGUUUUGCCUUCGCUGGAAUAAUCACCAGCCAAAUUUCAUCUCAGUUUUCAUGCAUCUACUACGCACGGAAUCUCUGGUGGAUGUAACACUAGCUGCUGAGGGCAAGCAUCUCCAGGCUCACAGAGUAGUUCUCUCUGCUUGUAGCCCAUACUUUCAGAUGCUGUUUGCAAUGAACCCAUGUCAGCAUCCAAUUGUGAUAUUUACAGAUAUUAAAUACGACGACUUGAAAAUAAUAGUAGAUUUUAUGUACUACGGCGAAGUCAACAUCUCACACGAACAGUUGCCAGCAAUUUUGAAGGCAGCAGAACGUCUGGAAUUGAAGGGCUUGCCAGAGAACACAAGGCUGCAAGAGGCUUCCGCAGGUUCGGGGUCUGGCUCCACAGCGAGUCCAACAGGGAACUUCCUUGCCCCACCUACCAACCACACUCAUGGUCCUAUGUACCACCUAUUGUGGAUAAUACAUGCACAAGAAGAGAAAUGUGUCCAGGUAGCCAUGGGCAUGAGAACUUCAUUGCAACACAGAAGACAGUUUAUGGAGUUACAGUGGUGGCGGUGGCGGCGGCAGCAGCAGCAGCAGCAGCAGCAGCAGCAGCAGCAACUACAAUAA
Schistocerca americana (American grasshopper) is the source of this 621-nucleotide messenger RNA. Its product is annotated as longitudinals lacking protein-like. Gene Ontology annotation, biological process: regulation of transcription by RNA polymerase II. Gene Ontology annotation, molecular function: protein binding. Bases 1 to 621 code for a protein of 206 amino acids. Gene Ontology annotation, cellular component: nucleus. The transcript has 5 exons. Lineage: Eukaryota; Metazoa; Arthropoda; Insecta; Orthoptera; Acrididae. The record is from RefSeq and is a predicted model, not a curated record.